AGAGGAAAAGGUAUAACAUCAAGCUUGCACAGAGAACGAGCGCAGUCUACAUGGAUGGUGAAGUGAGGAAAGCAAGACUCACGACUAGCCCGGAUUAUCUGUCCUUGGUGCCAACCAAGCUUGGACUAUAUCUGACCGUCCAAGCCUCUGGAGGGUGGUGGCUUCCACUCCUCUGAAUAUUUACCUCUUCCAUUCCAAACCUCUGAAGUUCUGUGCCAUGACUGACAACCAAGCAAGUGAAGCAGGAGGCCAGGAGAAGCUGAAACGGAAUGCCAAACCUCAGUACGACCAGAAGGACGAUAACCAAAAGGAGGCGCAGGGGAAGCCAGCAAAGCGUGAAAAAUCCCAUCGGCGGAGUCGUAGCAGUGACGUGGAGUGUCGUGGCAGACAGAGGGAGCGAACUCGGGAAAGCGUGGGAAAGAGAGAGCGUGGUCGGAGCACAGAGUCCAGACAUGGCUCAAAAAGGUGCAGCAGUGGUGUUACUAACUAUCCCCAGGACAACCUAACUGAUACUGAGUGUCCUAUCUGCUUCUGCAGCUAUGACAAUGUAUUUAAGACUCCCAAGCUGCUCUCCUGUGGCCACACAUUUUGCCUGGAGUGUCUGGCUCGCAUCAACGUCUCGUCUGUGGAGAUCAAGAAGCUGUCAUGUCCAGUGUGCCGGGAACUGACUGAAAUCCGGCACGGCCGAGACUUGGCAAAACUUGGCAACAAUGAGAAGGUUUUCAGCCAGCUACCACCUCAGAUGCAGAAGGCUCGGUCUGUUCGCUUUGAACGCAGCAAAGGCAAACUGGUCCUUAAGAACACUCCUCUAACGAGCUGCUUAAAUAAGAAGAGCACAGUUCUGCCAAUUGGGGUCAUGGAGGAAGGUCUCGCAUCGACUUCGGCUAUAAACGUAGGCAGACCUCCGAACAGGAUGAGGAGUCGCAUGGGAACGUUGUUCCGGUCCAAUAAUUGCUACUACACUGUUGUGAUCUCUAUCAUUGUGGUCGCGGUGGCUUUGGUCAUAAUGGGCAUUUUGAUCUUUGUGGUGAUGCCGAACGUGUUUUUUAUAAAGAAACCUAACAAUCACAACGGAGACGAUAACUAGAUGGAGGCAAACGCUGUAGGAUGAACUGAGGUAGAGAGCCUAAAAGCAGGAGAGCAAACCAAACUUGGACUUUGUGCCGGUUUUGUGGAGAUGACUUGGCUGAAAUGUAUCUGUUGGUCUCGCCAUCAUCCUCUUGUGUCAGUGGCCCAAUACAAAAAGGUUUAAAGCACUGUGUAUUGUAGACUUUUUUUUGGUCACAUGUACAGCAGUGUAAAGUAUACUUUAAAUAACCUUCUGUUACAUCUGGAUAAGUUCACCAGAUGAAUAUACUAUAUAUUGUAACAAAUGUUAUGAUUAUUAAAAUCGGAAAAACCCGAUUUUCCUUGCUUAAUCCUGUUCUGUUUUAAAGCUGUAUAGAAAAUUGCUUUUUUUUUUUUAAGGUCAGUAAAGAGCGUUCAAGAACAAAUUAACAGCACUGU
Molecule: messenger RNA, 1506 nt
Organism: Clarias gariepinus (North African catfish)
Lineage: Eukaryota; Metazoa; Chordata; Actinopteri; Siluriformes; Clariidae
Gene: rnf183
Product: ring finger protein 183
Exons: 2
Coding region: 218-1087 (289 amino acids)
Biological process (GO): protein ubiquitination
Molecular function (GO): ubiquitin protein ligase activity
Source: RefSeq, a predicted model, not a curated record